AAUUUGACCAAAUCCAAAUGAGUGGAAGAUUCGUCAGAGCUUCCAAGUACCGUCAUGUGUUUGGGCAAGCUGCUAAAAAAGAGCUCUGCUACGAGAAUUUGAAAGUAACCAAAAAUGCCUGGGAUUCAGACAUUAUUAAGUCCAAUGGAAAGUAUAUUUCGUUGAACUGGGACUCUUCUGGAGGAGGAGCUUUUGCUGUUAUUCCAGUGGAAGAAGUGGGCAAGGCUCCCGAUACUGUUUCCUUGUUUAGGGGCCACAAGGGUCCAGUUUUAGAUACCGCAUUCAACCCUUUCAACGAUCAACAAAUCAUCAGUUGUUCGGAUGAUGCAAAAAUCUUGGUAUGGGAAAUCCCGCAAGACUAUUCGUUCCAUAAGUAUGUGGAUGCCAAUGACAAAAUCAAAGAUAUAACCGAACCAAAGAAGGUAUUAUCUGGACACACCAGAAAAGUAGGUAAGGUUCAGUUCCACCCUUGUGCUGAAAACGUCGUUGCUUCUUCAUCGUUGGACUAUUCGGUCAAGAUCUGGAACUUGGAAACCGGAAAAGAUGAAAUUACUUUGCAGCACAAGGAUUUGGUUACCUCUUUUGCUUUUAACUAUAAUGGUACAUUAUUGGCUACAAGCUCAAGAGACAAGAAAUUGCGAAUCUGGGACAUUAGAGCAGGAAAGAUCAUCUCAGAAGGCCCAGGACAUAAUGGAGCUAAACCCUCAAGAAUUGCUUGGUUGGGAAAUACCGAUAGAAUUGUCACUACUGGGUUUUCAAGGUUGUCAGACCGUCAAGUUGGUGUUUGGGAUGUCAAUGCUAUCGACAAAGGACCAAUUGAUGGGUUCUUGGUUAUUGACCAAUCUUCUGGUGUAUUGAUUCCAGUUUUUGAUGAAUCUACAUCAAUUUUAUAUGUUGCUGGUAAGGGUGAUGGUAAUAUUCGCUAUUAUGAAUAUGAAAAUGACUAUUUACACGAUUUGUCCCAGUUUGCCUCUACCGAUCCUCAGAGAGGGUUCUCUGCGGCUCCAAAGAAGUCUGUUAAUGUUAAAGAGAAUGAAAUUUUAAGGGCAUUUAAAACCGUCAAUGAUCAUUCUAUUGAACCAUUGUCUUUUACUGUUCCAAGAAAGUCAGAAUUAUUCCAAACUGAUAUUUACCCAGACUGUCCAUCAGGAAAGCCUUCAUUAUCAGCUGAGGAAUUCUUUAGUGGAAAAGAGUUCAAUGGACCGGUUUUAAUGAGCAUGGAAGCUUUGUACGAAGGAACCGAACCUUCUUUCCACGAAUCAAAGCCUUCUGUGAAUGUUAGUGUUGCCAAAGAAAAAGCUAAAGAAGUUGAAGCCGAGGAGAAGGCCAAAGCUAAAGCUGAAAGUGAAGCCAUCCCUAAAAAGACCACCUUGGACAAAUUUGAAGAGACUGAAUUAUCCACUCCCGGAUCUAAGUCUAUCGAUGAUACUUUGAAGUCUUCAAGCGAAGUGAACAGUUUAUUACACAGAGUCAACGAUUCUAGUGAUAUUGAUGAGGAAGUUGAAAGUGGAGUAAAGGACGAGGAAUGGGAAGAAGUCAAGAAACCUGACGAGUUACCCGACUCUGUGAAGUUGGUGGGCGAUGAUAAGAGUGAGCCUUCUUCUACCGUUACUCCGACACCUUCUUUGAAGACUGUUGUUGAAUCAGAACCUGUUUCAAAGAUAGCAACUACAACAUCAGAGCCAAGUGUAGAGAAACCAAUUGAGAAACCAGCUGAAAAGCCAUUUGAAAAGCCUGUUGAAAAGCCUGUUGACGUCAAAAGUCCUGUUCCAGAACCUGAACCAAAGGAGCCCACAAAGACUGAGAGCAAAGCCCCAACCUUGAAAGCUACAAUUGAAAGGUUUGCUUCUAUUGUUGAAAAUUUGGAACAACAAGUUAGCAAGUUGACAGCAGCUGGUCUCGAAAAGGAUGAAAGAUUGUUGGGAUUAGAGAAGAAAAUUGAAGAAUUACUCAAGAAAUAGACUUUAUCGAUGACCUAUGAACUAUUCAAGAUUUUUUUAACGUAUUAUUCUAAAAUACCCAAAUUGAAAAAUAUACUAUUUUGGUUUUGUAGAAGAUCUAAUCUACUCUUUUUUCAUGUCGUAAAAUUUCUUGAAUACGAAUGAUGUCAAGUUCAUUGUGUCGAAGACAACCAUUCCGUCAAAUACCUCAUACUUGUCUUUACUUUCAUAUUGAAGGUUCAAUAACUCGUCUAAGGUUAUCGAAGCGAAGGCACCAGGUAUGCUGACAGAACCUGAAGCUGCUUCAAUGGUGAAUAUACCAACACGAUGGCAACUAAACAUAAAGUCCAAUUUGGAGGAAGUGUUAUAUCUGGCACUUAACGCACCCGCAAAGUCCAAGAUUACCUUUUGCUCUAUCAAUUUUCUGGCAGAAUACUUGUAAGAUCCGAAUUUGGGUAAUCUAUUAGACUUUUUUAAUUCCCGAUGAUAGAAGUAUUGUUUGCUGAAAAUUGGAAUGAUAUUGAACAACUUCUUGUCUUUUGGCCUCAGCUGCAACUGUGAUAAUAUACUCUCCACAUGGUUGUUAUAAUCACGAUGUUGUCUGUUCAAUACCCGCUCCUUCUCUAUCAACUUUUCUUGGGUCUUUAUUGCAAUCUCUAAUUGAGACUUUCUGGAGAUUCUUUGCAGAUGUUUUGUUUUUAUAUCAACGGCGAUUUGGUUCAAGAUUUCUUGGUAGGAAUUAUUUCUGUGAACUAAUCCCAUGAAUUCUAAUUGUAGAAUAGUUUCCAAUGCAUUUUUCUUCAAGUCAUGGUAAGUGAUCUUGGUCAAAUCCCCCAACGAAGUCUUGUGAUAAGCCUUCUUCUUUUGACCAGAGUUCGCUUCCUGAGACACUUGUCGUUCACCAUGAGUGAUCUCUUUAAAGUUGCGUUCAUGAUCGGGAGUGAUUCCAGCCACUAAUAAUUCUAACAACUCAUCACCCUCUUGGACUCUGAUGAUGUAUAAAACAGAUCGUUUGACUUGGGUGAAAAGUGCGUUUCCUUUUGUAUCAGCGAUUGACUCUUCUUUGGUCGUUGGGUUCAAGUUCAAGGUUAAACUUCCCAACUCAGUUAAUGCCACCAAAUCCUUAGCCGUGUUAACAGCUUGGUUUAGUUGAGUUGCAACCGAGUACAAUUGGUCGUCUGAACUUGGUGCAACCAUGUCGAUGUUGUUCUGGAUUAUCUUUUCAAUUUGAGCCAUGUCUGUGACCUUCAUAGUCAACUUGGGCCUAUCAUGGGUGACAAUAUCGUCAUAAUCAGUUAGGUUGUACGAGGUUUCGA
Messenger RNA from Yamadazyma tenuis ATCC 10573, 3256 nucleotides. It is a transcript of the gene CRN1, whose product is annotated as Crn1p. Gene Ontology annotation, molecular function: actin filament binding. The record is from RefSeq and is a predicted model, not a curated record. Gene Ontology annotation, biological process: actin filament organization. Lineage: Eukaryota; Fungi; Ascomycota; Pichiomycetes; Serinales; Debaryomycetaceae.